CAUCAUCAUCAUCAUCAUCAUCAUCAUCACCAUCAUCAUCAUCACCAUCAUCAUCAUCAUCCGUCCAGAUGAACGGGGAACAGCCUCCUCCGUAUCGUCCUCAUUUCCCAGAGGGACACUCGGCCCCCGGUUACCCUCCAGCUCUCAUCUCUCAGCCUGCAGCCUUCCCUGGCUCGUCGUACCAGACCUUCCCUCAGACCUACGCAGGUGGAGGAGAUCACUCCUACUAUCACGGGCCCCCUGGGACGCCGGGGCUGCCGGGGCCCAUGGGCCCCCCGGGGGCUUUCAUGACUCAGCCCGGGUACCCGGGGUACCACGGUGGGCCCACAGGGGCCCCCUGCCACUGGGACGGUCCGAGGCCGUACGGAGAGCAGCCAAAACAGACAGUGUUCAUGGUGGACCAGCAGGAUGGAGGUGGUGGGGGCGGAGCUGAGAACUCGUGUCUGGCCGCCUGCUCAGCUGCUCUGUGCUGCUGCUGCCUCUGGGAAAUGUUGACGUCUCACCUCUGCUGACCUCUGACCUCUGUCUUCUCCGAGUCUCCCAUCAUGCAGCGGGGCCAGCGCCACGACACCAAUGCUGGGAUACUGAUUAUUAGCAUCCUGGAUGUGUGGACUGCUAAUGCCCCCUGUGGUGACUAGUGGUAUUAGAUGUUGAAAAGUCUGUUUCAUAUUUGUGAUGUCAUCAUGAUGUAAAGUCUGUGGUCAGCUGAGAACUUUACAUCACACUGAGUGGACGCCAUCUUUAGUCCCAUGACCAAACAUCCACCAUUAAAAUAAAAAGGUUCAAAACACAAGAAAUAUGUUGAAAUAGGAUGAAGCUGAUUUCAUCAUGUGACCUGAUCCCUGAGCACUGUCUCUUUAAGCUCCGCCCCCUCUGUCAGUGUUGUGCAUGAAUGCAUGAAAUAAAAAUG
Messenger RNA from Seriola dumerili (greater amberjack), 910 nucleotides. RefSeq names its product cysteine rich transmembrane module containing 1 (gene cystm1). The transcript is spliced from 4 exons. The record is from RefSeq and is a predicted model, not a curated record. Gene Ontology annotation, cellular component: extracellular exosome. Bases 69 to 512 code for a protein of 147 amino acids. NCBI's taxonomy places the organism in Eukaryota, Metazoa, Chordata, Actinopteri, Carangiformes, Carangidae.